Coffea eugenioides is the source of this 1254-nucleotide messenger RNA. RefSeq lists its product as uncharacterized. Bases 1 to 1254 code for a protein of 417 amino acids. The transcript is spliced from 4 exons. Lineage: Eukaryota; Viridiplantae; Streptophyta; Magnoliopsida; Gentianales; Rubiaceae. The record is from RefSeq and is a predicted model, not a curated record.
AUGCGUAUUUGGGGAUGCAAUGAUUCUGGGCCGGUUGUCAACUUGAAGAAAGAAUUCACUGCCCCCAAUAAGAGAUGGAAUCCCUUACAUGCCAUGUCUUCAUUUGGUCUCGAGGACCAACCUUUCCGCUCCUCUCACAAAGAGACGAUGAUUGCUAGUGCUUUUGACACUUGUCAUCACCUUAUUAUCUACAUGACGGCGCACAAUGUGAUUCCAAAGAAGAGUGGCCACGGGAAGGAGGUUAUUGCUCAAGACGUCCAUGAUGCGGUACUAAGCUUCUUUUGUGGGGCAGAACUGCCUCGUUUUGUCACUUCUACCUCGCUUGUGUUGAUUCCUAAGGUAUCGAAUCCUCAGGAUUUCUCUCAGUUUAGACCGAUUAGCCUGUACAAUUUUUUCAACAAGUUGUUAUCUAGAAUUUUGGCUGAUCGAUUGGCUGGCAUCUUGCCAAAGCAUAUCUCCCCCCAGCAGAUAGGUUUUGUUAAGGGCCGCAAUAUAACAAAGAAUUAUUUGCUUGCUCAGGAAGUGGUAUCGGGUAUUGGUAAAAAAGUUAGGGGUGGAAACUUCGUCCUGAAGCUAGACUGUCUAAAGCUUAUGACAGGGUAUCAUGGUUGCAUAUCAUUGGAGUCCUAUGAAACCGGGUUUCUUGGGAUUCUGACUUCCAUAUGGGUGCCCCCGGUAACUCAUUUGGCAUUCGCGGAUGAUGUUCUUAUAUUUGCGAAUGGGUCCGCCUCCUCCUUAAAGGACAUCAUGCAGGUGCUGGAAGGAUAUCAACAGUGUUCGAGUCAGCUGAUAAAUGUUCAAAAAAGUGGGUGUAAGUCGUCGUACUUUGGGGAGGUGUGUCAGGCAAUUCUGCAGCGGAUUUUGUCGUGGAAAUCAAAGCUAUUGUCUUCAGGAGGUAAGAUAGUUCUAAUCAAGCAUGUGUUGUCAGCGAUACCAGUCCAUUUACUAUCGGCUGCUGUGCUUCCUCGCUCAGUGUUCGGCAUUCUAGAGAAGGCCUGCUCAAAUUUCUUAUGGGGUUCAUCGCCUGACGAAACAAAGCUUCAUUGGAUCAAGUGGUCUCAGUUGUGUUACCCUGUUAAGGAGGGCAGGGUGGGGUUUCGGAGGCUUGAAGACGUCUAUACAGCCUUCUCUUGUAAAUUAUGGUGGAGCUUUCGAACAGGGACGUCAGUAUGGGCUGAGUUCUUGCGUGCAAAAUAUUGCAGAGGAAUUCACCCCUGUCAAGCACAAUUGACGCUGACUGCUUCGCCGGUUUGA